Leptopilina heterotoma is the source of this 5626-nucleotide messenger RNA. RefSeq names its product autism susceptibility gene 2 protein (gene tay). Bases 1409 to 5245 code for a protein of 1278 amino acids. The record is from RefSeq and is a predicted model, not a curated record. NCBI's taxonomy places the organism in Eukaryota, Metazoa, Arthropoda, Insecta, Hymenoptera, Figitidae. The transcript has 16 exons.
GGAAUAUUAUCAAAAAUUGGAGAUAAGUGUCAGUGCUAAUAUCGUGAAUAUUAUUUAGAAAAUUAUCAUCGAACAGUGUCGAAAUUAAUGUCAAGACUAUAAAAAAAUAGACGUCAAGUAUUUCGGUAACAAUUUCGUAAAUAUUGUUGAGAAAGAAAAGUGUCAAACUCCUCACAAGUGACAAGUAUAUAUUAUUCACUAACCUAACCUCAAAAAUUGACAGUUGAAGCCAAACUGUCAUGAAAUAAAUAAAGUUAAUAAUUGUUUAGCGAUAAUUUAGUGAUAUUGAUUCCAAUCUAAAUAGAAUUCGAAUAUAACAAUUGUCAACGACUAGAAUUUUCUAAUAAAACAGCUCCGAAAAUUAGUUUUUUUUUUAGUUGUCAAUAUUUUACUUUUUGGAGCAACAAAAUAAUUACUACGAUUCAAUAAUAUCUAAUUAAUACGAUUAUUACCAAAACAAAGUGAAUAAUAAUAUUGAGUACACGAUAAUAUGUGUAUAAAAAUAUUGAUAAUGAUAACAAAAAUCUCUGUAUAAUCAGCUGACAAACAUCAUAGAGGUAAAGUUCUCGGUAAUAUAUACAGAAAACCCGAGUUGAAAUUUCUCAAACGAAGGGAAUUUUCUCUUGCUCGCGACUUUGGUUUUCAACUAUUCGAGCACCGUCUGCUGUGGUGGUGAGGCAAUUGACAGACUGAGGAAAUGGGAUUAGGUAAAAAUCGCGUCGUCCAAGUGUAAUUGGGGCGUGUACUUACCCAACAACAAUUAUCAAGUUUCGUAUUAAUUCGCCAAGUGACUCGAAACAAAAGUGAUGAGAAUUGCAAUGUGAUUCGUGAUGUCCGGAUAAAGUGCGUGCCGGCCCUUGACUGUGUUUCAGAAGUUAAGGCGGCCAUUUUUACCUCCGCGAUGCGGCAACGAUCCGCCAUUCCAAAGUCUACGGUGCCCUCGGGUGCAUCUGGCUCCGGAUCGACCUGGGUGCAUCCUUACAUCGACCGCGACGCGAGGAGGUCGGUCGAGGUCGCACCAAGAUGAAGCCUCGUGAAUCUCAUUGACGAGUACGUGCGUGCGUUUUUUUUUUUUACGUGCGUACGUGCCGCGGAGUGCAGUGUGUGAUUAUCAUAAUAUCAUCAAAAUAGUCACUCCCAUUUUUUUGGGAUAAAAAAUAGAAGAAGUCUCAGUGCGUGAUAAAGAAAAAAAGGGAAAAAUAUUAAAAUUGUGUGGUGCGGGAAAAUCUUUGCCUGUGGACACGACCAGUGCGAUUGGAUCGAUGUGUUCGCGAAUAGUGCAUUCUUCCCAAAGGUGCUGAUUUGUUAUCGUCAAAAAGGAUCAUACGGGGGAGAGAGUAGUUUUUUUUUUAUUUCCAUUGUCCUUUGAGAUUCUGUUUUUUUUUUUUUUUGCUAAAAAUCAGAGAGGAUGGAGAUCGACACGAAGCAGAGAAAUCAAAGAAAUCGGCGACGCGAGCGAGCUCAGCGUAUGCUCGCGCAAAGGGAAAGCCUGGCAAACGCGAAGCAACAGCAACAACAGCAGCAGCAGCAGCAGAGGCAACGACCCGACGAGGAGGACAGCCACAGUGGCGAGGACGAGGACCCCGGUGGCCUCGGUUUAGGACUCUCCAAGGGAAGUCAUCCGAGGGAUAACCAUCCGAGACCUCCCAGGCCACCGCGGCCACCGAGGCCACGCAAAAAGUCCUCCCUCCAAGGUGCCUCACAGAAGGAGCCUCCAUUUGAAGAGGACAUUAUCGACGGUUUUGCCAUCCUCGCCUUCCGCACCUACGAGGAACUCGAGAGUGCAAUAAAACUAGCUGGUAAAAAUAAUGUCAAGAAACUUCAUUCACUAUUGUCGAUAGUUGAUGAAAAACCAAAGGUGGAUAUCGGACAAAAUAACCGGCACAACGAGCAUCACAUCAAGAAUCAUUAUAAGCACAAUCAUUAUUCACACAAUUCCAUACUGCCACCCUCAACGCUCAACCAGGGCCUAGAUGCAGGCACAAGUGACGAUAGCGGAAGAGCGUCUGAACAGUUGCAUGGCCCUGGUGCAACUAGAGAUUGUCAAGACGCAGACAGUUCCAGGGACCAUCUCAGCGAUGCAAGUAGUCAUUGCAGUUCGGGUAAAGGCUAUAUCUGUGAUAGCGAAGGAGAAGACGACAAGGGCUCUGAUGGUGAAUCGGUACUCUUUGAAUCUGCUACUCCACCGCCUCUUGCACGAAAAUACGAGUUGCCAUCUUCCUCGCCACACGUGCUGCCGCCAGCCAAUGGAGCAGGAGGAUCUCCUCCGGACACUGGCGGACAAAUUUCUAAUCCUGCGACUGAUGCUCCGGCUCCAAUUCCUCCUCCUGUGCCUGCUUCUGCACCAGUUCCAACAGCACCAAGUCCUCCGAGUCCGACAUUGCCCCCUCACAUAUCCCAACCACCUAUUACUAGUCCGCUGGCAGCGAAUCCUCGUGCAAUAGCUCCACAACAACCGCCAGCUUCGCCCGCUCUACCGCCUCCAUCACUGCCUCAACAACCUCACACUACGAUACCUGCUCUACAUACGCCUAAUGUACCACACGUCUCAUCGAGCCACACAACUAGUCCCGCUGUCGCAAGUUUGGGUGUUACUCCAGCAGCCCCGUCCAACGGAGCGGCAACCACGAGUUAUCCACCACCAUUGCCAAUGGCUGCUUAUCCACAAACACAGCCUUCUUAUCCACCUCUCUACACUCCCUACACUGCCCUCAAUCACAGUCCCUAUCUUCCACCCGCUGUACCAUCGCCCUCACACUCGACAUCGUCUCGCACCGACGUGAGAGGCAGCAGAGCAUCGCCGUGCACGAAUUUAACAAAACAAACAAUAACAAAUAAUGUGCCGAAUCAUAAUAACAAUAUUACCAAUAAUACUCCACUUAGUGCUGCCACAACCACGUGUGUUUCCACGAUAACAAAUACAGUUACCACCGCAAAUACCAUUGCACAUCGGGACAUCGUGGCCUGUAGUUUAGCCGGAAGAAAUACCAACAACUCACCACGCGGACACAGCCCGAAUCGUGAACGAGAUAGUUACAGCAGCAACGUGAGCAGCUUAAGUCGCGGGAGCAUAACGCCUGUCAGUGUGCCAAACACGUCCUCCCCAGCCAAUUCUAGUCUACCUGCUUACUCAAAGGCUCAAGGGUGGAUCAGCAGCAGCUCGGCACCACAAUUAUCACCAGCAAUAAACACAUCAGUUCCAAGGCCAACUCCACCGCCGGUUCCUGUUGGUUUACACACAUUUCCACCGCCGAUGUUUGCAGCACCACUUCCACCGCCAGUUUCGAAUGCGAGUCCUCAUACUUCAAUGCCCUCGCUUCCUCCACCUCCAGCAAAUCCAAAUCCAUUCUCAGCUGAGUCUCUCUUCCAAACAAGGGUGAAUCAUGUUGCAGGUCAGGCAGACCUGUUGAGAAGAGAUCUCGAGAAUAGAUUUCUGGCUCCUCAAAAUCGUAAUAUUGGAGUGGAUGUUGGAAAUCUUGGACCACCGCUCUAUAUACGAACGGAAAUGCAUCAUCAUCAACAUGAACACACUCAUGUUCAUCAACAUUCGUCGUCAUUAAUGCCCCAAUCUGCACCUACAAGUCUUUAUCCUCCUUCGAUUGACAUUCCAAAGUUAGGAGCAGUUGAUUCACAAUUUUUUCGCGGGAGUCUCAAUCUCUCAGGAAUCUCCGGAUUCAAUGCCGGUCUUCUUCAUCCUGGUGGAGCUCCUCCUGGACCAUUUGUCGCCCAUAAUCAUCUCUCGUCAUUUCCUCCAAAGAUGCCAAAUCCAAAUGUACGAAACAAUCAAGAGUUUCGAGUGAAAGAAUUCUCGAACGUUGAAUUCGCAUUGCAGAAGACUGGAAAGUGGAAUGCGAUGCACGCCCGAAUAGCGUGGGAGAUCUAUCAUCAUCAACAAAAACAACGGGCCGAGGCAAAGGCCAAUAGUGUUGUCAGUACGAAAACUGAAUUACUCCGACCACCAGGUCAUCUUUUCGCUGGAGGUCCCACAGGUGGUCUCGGUCUAAAUCCACCGAUGUCACUUCCAAGUAACAUGCCACAGACUCAUCCGGCACCACCACAACCACAUCCUGUCGCCUUCUUGUCCUCUUCGUCUUCACAUUUAGGAAGCGGAAUGUCUCCAUUCGGCAGAUACCCAUCGACAUUUGGCACGACGAAUCCCAAUUUUCCAGGAUUCUCCGGCUUCCCCUCGUCGAGAGAAAUGCCCCCCUUGGGUGGACUCGGAUCAGUUCAUGAUCCAUGGAGAGGAUUACAACGAGCGCCAUCAGGUUUUCCUCCGACGACCGUCUCCUGGGCGAUAAAACCAGAGAUGCCGACUAUCGACAGAAGGGCCGAGUUUGAAGAGCGUGAGCGAGAGAGGGAACGUGAGAGGGAGCGCGAACGUGAGCGGGAACGUGAACGCGAGCGCGAGAGAGUUAGACGCGAGAGGGAGAGAGAGGAGCAGAGGGAGAAGGAGAGACGGGAACGGGAGAAAGAGGAAAAAAGAAAACAGGAAGCGGCCGAGAGGGAACGCGAGAGACGAGAGAAGGAGAGACGCGAAAUGGAGAGAAGGGAAAUGGAGCGCGAGAGAUUGAUGAUGAAAAAUCGUCAGCACAUGGUUGUUGGUCGUGAGAGAUCGCCAAUUAGAAAUGGUGGCACGUCAAUUGACACGGGAGAAAUUCGAGUCAAGGAAGAGCCAAGGAGCAAGGAGGAUGAGGUCGUUAUGCUACCGAGGCCGCCUCCCGUUGGACCCGGACCUGGUUCUGGUCCCGGUCCUGGACCAAAUCAGCUUCCCGAUCCUAGAUAUCAUCAUUCUCAUCCGCACCCUUAUCUCGCGAGGCAUCCGCACAGUGUUCCAGCGCCGCACACAAUGUCGCGAAGCAUGUUACAAUCACUUGGCGGUCAUCCAAUGCAACCGUUCCCGCCACCAUCAGGUCCAGCCUCUCAACCAGGUGGACCGUGGCCAGGUGAUCCGUUCCGCGAUCCCUAUAGAUACGAUCCUCUGCAGCAGCUUCGCUACAAUCCAAUGAUGGCGGCAUUCCGCGCCGAAGAGGAGGAACGAGCGAAAUUGUACGCGGCCUAUCCGCCGCCACCGGUGAACGCAAUGCGUGUCAAGGAUCCAAAUCCCGGACCAUUGAGCAAUCUUCAUAUGCAUCAUAGAGCUGGACCCGGACCCGGAGUCCCCGGCGUUCUUGGCAGACAACUCGAACCCUCGCUUAUGCAUCCAGCGGAUAUUCACAAGAAGGAGGACAAUUCCCAGUCUCGAUGAUACAUCGUCCCCGUAACUUUCCCGUCGUCUUAAGAGCGCGAUUCUUCUCACGUUGUUAAGACACUUGAACGAUUAUCGAAAAUAAUUUUUCCAACAAAAUUUUAUAGUGGAUUUUUAAGUGGAAAUUUCUUUUUCUCUAUUCAUGAAUUUAUUUUAUAGUUUAAAAAGAAGAUUUACGACCAGAAAAGUAUUUAAUUACUUUCACGAUAUUUUCUAGUCAAUUUUUCACUCAAAUGCAGGGUGUCUACUAACCGGGAAAUAACCGGAAAUUAGCCAGGAAUUUUUUGCCAAACCAGGAAUUUUUUCAACCAAAUUAAAAAAAGUUUUAUUAACUUAAUUUGUUUUUAAAAAAUCGCUUUUUAUUUCAAUUUUUAUAGAUAU